Rhipicephalus sanguineus (brown dog tick) is the source of this 2562-nucleotide messenger RNA. It is a transcript of the gene OstDelta, whose product is annotated as dolichyl-diphosphooligosaccharide--protein glycosyltransferase subunit 2. Gene Ontology annotation, cellular component: oligosaccharyltransferase complex; membrane. Gene Ontology annotation, biological process: protein N-linked glycosylation. The coding region runs from base 234 to 2141 and encodes 635 amino acids. Lineage: Eukaryota; Metazoa; Arthropoda; Arachnida; Ixodida; Ixodidae. The transcript is spliced from 18 exons. The record is from RefSeq and is a predicted model, not a curated record.
CCGGUUUAGUUUGAAACCAACCCGUGCGUUUAUUACAAGAAACUUCUGCGUUCUUUCUGAAAAUUUCGCGGUGUUGUAAGCGUGGCUCGCAAAAAGCGUUGGCUACGGCUCCGCGGCUGAGGCCGAUGCAGCUGACGUGUAAACUACGUGUGCUGCGGCCAACGGCCACGACCGUACGGCUUGCUGUGUCAACAUAAACUAACGCGAGGGGUCUCUUCGGUUUUCAGACGACGAUGAGGCGAGGCGAGUGUGCGUCAUUACUUAGGCUUCUCCUGGCAGCUGUGCUAGGGGCCCAGCUAUGCAGUGCCCUGUCACUCUCCACAUAUUUUGGUCCCGAAGACAAAGCCCGCCUCAAGAGCCUCUUCACGUCGCCCAAGGCCCUGGCAGACUUGCCGUCUGCGCACUACGCAGCUUACGGGUUGAACCUGCUGGGUGAGAAGAUCACAAACCCCCAGGACUACUGCAAAGUUUUAAAAACUGUUGAUCAAAAGAACCUCGAGGCCCUCUACCAUGCGGCAUCUGGCAGCAAAGCGCUCGGAAACUGUCCUCUUGACAUUCCAGAGGGCAAGGCAACGCUGCAGGCUGCUUUGAAGGAGGACUCAUCCGUACCGCAGCUUUAUCACGCAGUUCUGGCCCUCAAGGCUCUUGGUGUAUCAGUGGACUCUGCUAAGGUCAGCCAGCUGCUGCUUGCCGCCCUCAAGAAAGACGACAACAUGGUCAACCUGGGCUACGCUUUCCACGUGGCUUCGGUCUUGGGUGGAAACCUGACCCCAUUCAUGGACCGCAUCGAGGAUGCCAUCGUGCAAGCUGACGAAGUCGGCACUGACCUUCUUCAGUUUGAGGGAGGCCUCAGUGUCACCGCUACAAUCCUGAGCGGCGUGUAUCGUCUUGCCGAAGCUGCCAAGAAGGCUCCAACAGUCACUAAGGAGCAAGUGCUCAAGUUUGCCAACUACCUGCUAUCCCGCAAGAACGUCCAGCCAGUCAAGGGAGCGGCCCUUUUGUACGACGUGCUCAAGCUGCUCGCAACAAACUCGUACCACGUUCCUGUGGCAACCAGCCUGUCGGGCUCUGGCGCCCUGAGCAAGGCCUCGCCCACCGUUGUCGUGCAAGUGACGGACGUCCUGGGCUCUCCCCUGGGUCCCCUCUCUGUGUUGCUGAACAAGGCCGUCAGGCUGCUCGACAGCCAAGUUGUGAUGGAGAGGAAACCGUUCGCACCGGCCAAGGAGGAUCCGUCUCUGUAUGUGUUCAACUUUGUGUCGAACAAGCCGCGACGGGGCUUCUACCAGCUCUCCCUGAACGCUAUUCCUGUCAAGGCUGACAAUCGCCUUGUUGGAAACACCGAUGCCGAGCUUAGCGUGAAGGUGCUGACUGAUGUGGAAGUGGUUGGACUUGAACUUGGCACUGCUGACCGAGACCAGACAGCUGCUCCUAAAAUGACUCCGGUGGCUUUCCGUAGCAAGAUGAGCCAGGUCGUGGAGGCGGACCACCACCAGAAGCUGGUGAUGAAGUUCUCGCUCAAGGAUGUCUCCAACGGGGACAUCAUGUCGGCACACCAGGUCUUCGUGCACCUCUACCACGUGGAGACCAAGCGCGAGAUCGUCUUUCUGGCCGAGCCGGACACGAGCGUCAUCUACCGCUUCGACCUGGACUUGUUCCAAAAGGCGAAGGACAUGGGCUACCUCUCUGGAAAGUACGACUUGUCGCUCAUCAUUGGUGAUGCUGUGAUUGCCAACCCUUUCAAAUGGCACCUGGCUUCCCUGCAGCUGACCCUCCCACCGAACCCAUCACCCCCGAAACCUACUGUCGACGUGCAUGCUCCAAAGCCCGAAAUCAAGCAUCUGUUCAGGGAGCAGGAGAAGCGUCCGCCGGUGUUACUCUCGAACGCAUUUUGCGGCCUCGUCCUGGCUCCCCUGCUGCUGCUGAUUGUGCUGUGGGCACGCAUCGGAGUGAACUUCUCUAACUUCCCCUUCAGUCUGAGCACCAUCGUGUACCAUCUGGGUUUGGGAGCCAUCUUCGGCCUGUUCGGCUGCUUCUGGCUACGGCUGAACAUGUUCACAACACUGAAGUACCUGGCUGGACUGGGUGCAGUCACCUUCAUAUCGGGCCAUGGCAUGCUCACGCGGCUCACGCAGAAGAAGUAGAAUGGGAUCAUCUUGAAUGGAAGUCAUCGGAAGCAAGGGACAGGGAAGGCAUCAUUCCUUUUUUUUUUUUUCUUACUUUAAACUGUUAGUGUGCAGGUGGGGAGUUGCAUGUGUUGUGUGCAAGGACAUUUUUCAUUCCAUGGGUCUCUGUUUUCAUGAAUGUAUGGCUGUGCUAUUUCCUUGUCAGCUUGUAUAGUAGUACGAUGAGUGACAGCGUGCUUCAUUGCUGAAACUCUCUUGCACCUGUUUUUUUUUUACUUUGUAUUUGUUUUUGCUGUUGUAUUUCAUGCCUCAGUGGCUGCUUAGUAAACUGAUUGAAAAAGCUCAUGGUUUCUUUUUUUUUGUAAGUUUUUUUAUGCUCACGAUAUCUGUCUGUCAUGUUGAAGACCUGUAAUAAAGAGCUCUUUUUCGGGCAGUACAA